Messenger RNA from Vombatus ursinus (common wombat), 951 nucleotides. It is a transcript of the gene GPX1, whose product is annotated as glutathione peroxidase 1. The transcript is spliced from 2 exons. Gene Ontology annotation, biological process: glutathione metabolic process; response to hydrogen peroxide; response to selenium ion. Gene Ontology annotation, molecular function: glutathione peroxidase activity. NCBI's taxonomy places the organism in Eukaryota, Metazoa, Chordata, Mammalia, Diprotodontia, Vombatidae. Gene Ontology annotation, cellular component: mitochondrion; cytosol. The record is from RefSeq and is a predicted model, not a curated record.
GGCGCGGCUGCGGAGGCUUCAGUAGACCGCUGUUUCCAGAGGUUCGGCCUUCGCAUCUCUCCGGCUCGGAACCCGUGGCUGCCUCCCGACCGGCGCCAGCAUGUCCGUCCCGCGCACCGUGCACGAGUUCUCAGCUCGCCUGCUGGGCAGCGGGGAGCUAAUGAGCCUGGCUUCUCUGCGGGACAAGGUCCUGCUCAUCGAGAAUGUGGCGUCUCUUUGAGGCACUACGGUCCGCGACUACACGCAGAUGAACGAGCUGCAGCAGCGCCACAGGGCUCGCGGACUCGUGGUGCUCGGCUUUCCCUGCAAUCAGUUUGGCCAUCAGGAGAAUGGCAACAAUGAGGAGAUCCUGAAUUCCUUGAAAUUCGUCCGACCAGGCAAAGAGUUUGAGCCCAACUUCCUGCUGUUUGAGAAGUGUGAGGUGAAUGGGGAGAAAGCUCACCCUCUCUUUGCCUUCCUGCGGGAGGCACUGCCAGUCCCGAGUGAUGAUGCCAUCUCUCUAAUGACCGACCCAAAGUACAUCAUCUGGUCUCCAGUAUGCAGGAAUGACAUCUCCUGGAACUUUGAGAAGUUCCUGGUGGGUCCGGAUGGCGUGCCUGUAAAGAGAUACAGCAGGCGAUUUGAAACCAUCAGUAUUGAAAAGGAUAUCGAGGAGCUCCUGGCUAAGGUGCCCAAAAAGGCAUAAUAAGGCCCUGUGUCAGAGAAGAUGCAGCUGUUGCUCAGAGGAUUCCCAGCUUUCUCCUCUGAAGUGGACUGUCUGGAGUUUGGCAGGAGGGUGCUAAUGGUCCAUGUGAGUUUUAUCUAUGAUAGUGUUCUUUUUAAACCUUUUUGGAGAAAGAACACUUGAUGCUACUUGUAAAAUCUCCAUGAGACUCUAGUGGCCUGCCUCGCCAUUUCUCUGGAUAGCUCAAGUGCCUGUCCAUUCUAAUAAAGUUCUAGAAAGAAAACUGA